UCCUUCCGACCCCCCUGCUGCCCCUCCGCAUUUCUCUUUGCUAACUGUUGACCAAAGAGAAUCCCACAACCCUUCCAUACGAGUACGGAGCACCCUCGAGCUAUCGUCACGACUCUUCUCCUCUCGUCAUCGAUUCGCUCUUGCCCCAUCGAACAUCAUUCCCCCCCAGAUCUCGUAAUCGGCUCGGCAUUGCCAUUCGGGCCCGUCUGCGUCUUUGUUCGAAGCCUUCCAAGGGCCCGACCUGUUGGCUGUUCUCCAUCAUGGCGCAUUUUCACCGCCGGCGGCAUUCUUUUAUUGUAAAUCAACAUAUUCUAUUAUCCUUCCGACUUCCUGGCACGCCUGGUCAACGGGCGCAAGAGCUAGCCACCUGAGACCCUUGGUAUUGGUUGUUCGGCUUAACAAGGCCCUCGCUUUUCUCUCGGUGGGUCGGACUUAAAAGGCCUUGACCGUCUCAGUGCAAACCUCAUACAAGAAUAUCGCAUACAAAUAUUGACCCAUUACUCACCACUACCACUCCGCCUGUAUCGACAUAUUCCCACAGUCCGACCAAUUCACAGUCCUUACUUUCCUUGAGAUAUUCAGAUCUCACAGCCAAUAUCAUUGCCUUGAUUCACCAUGACGACGGACCCCGAAAAGAAAGUCGAGGCGGCCGCCGAAUACCUCGAGCCUGAAGGUGGUGCUCCGCCGGGCGCAAUUGCACCUCCAGAGAAGGCCGCCGUACAGGAUGAUGCCCCUUCACCUGCGUCAUCCAGCAUCCCAGCAUCAGAGAAGUUUCCUGACCCGGCAAAUGGUGUCGCCGUGGGAACGCCGCCCGACAAUGGAUCACCGGUCGAGGAAUUAGCUCUCGAAAAGCCCGCGCUGGACAGAACAAGAUCCAGAGCCUCCGAGUUUUCCAAAAGCCGAACUGUCAUUAUCAUGUUCUCCCUGUGCAUGGCCCUGUUUCUGGCUGCUCUGGACGUCACCAUCAUCACCACAGCUUUACCUACUAUUGCUCAGCAUUUUCAAGCCUCGGCGUCAGACUACACCUGGGUUGGAAGUGCAUAUCUACUUGCAAACGCGGCAAGCGUGCCUCUGUGGGGCAAACUCUCUGAUAUCUGGGGUCGCAAACCUAUCAUCAUGCUGGCCAAUGGGAUCUUCAUGGCCGGAAGUCUGGUCGCCGCGUUGAGCAACUCGAUCGGUCUGCUCAUUGGGGGACGGGUGAUUCAAGGCAUUGGCGGAGGCGGCCUCGUAACACUGGUCUACAUCUGUAUCAGCGACCUAUUCAGUAUGAGAGAAAGACCCAAGUACUUUGGCAUCUUGGGUAUGAUAUGGGCCAUUGCCUCCGGAGUCGGUCCUGUUGUGGGCGGCGCUUUCACCGAGGGUGUCUCUUGGAGAUGGUGUUUUUACAUCAAUUUACCCCUGGACGGUCUUUCGUUGAUCCUGCUCACCUUCUUCCUCAAGCUGGACACUCCCACGACACCGUUUUGGGCUGGAGUCAAGGCCAUCGAUUGGAUUGGUGUCGUCACCAUUGUCGGUGGAGUUGUCAUGUUCCUGUUUGGCAUGACCUCAGGAGGCACGACGAGGCCCUGGGACAGUGCCUAUACCUUAUGCCUCAUUAUCUUCGGCAUCGUCACCAUUGUCCUGUUCUUCCUAAACGAGUGGAAGCUGGCGAAAUACCCCGUCAUCCCCCUCCGACUCUUCAAGAACCGAUCCAAUCUUGCAGCGUUGGGAGUGUGCUUCAUCCACGGCUUCGUCUUCAUUGCUGGGAGCUACUAUCUCCCCUUUUACUUUCAGACCGUGAUUGGCGCUAGCCCGCUUCUCUCCGGAGUGUAUCUGCUUACAAUGGUCCUCACGUUAUCCUUUGUCUCGACAGCCACAGGCCUUUAUGUCAAGAAGACAGGUCGAUUCCGGGACCCAAUCUGGUUUGGCCUCUGCGUAAUGACUCUUGGUUACGGACUGUUCAUCGACUUGCCAUCCAACAAGGACUGGGCCAAGAUCAUCAUCUAUCAGAUCAUUGCAGGUAUUGGUGUGGGCCCGAAUUUCCAAUCCCCAUUGAUUGCGUUACAAGCCCACAUCAAGGGUCACGACAUGGCUGUAGCAACAGCGACAUUCGGCUUCAUUCGCAACCUCUCAACUUCGAUCUCGGUGGUGUUGGGCGGUGUCGUCUUCACCAAUGAACUCUCCAAGAAGUAUGAUGGCCUAGUCCCCGUCAUAGGAUCACAGCGCGCGAGACUUCUGACCUCCUCCUCCUUCGGCGCGACCACUUCCAUCGUGCGCACCCUUCACGGACCCGCUCGUCACGCUGUCGACAAAGCAUACACCGACUCAUUGAGGACGAUGUGGAUCUUCUACACAUGUUUUGCGGCGUUUGGGAUCGUGGUGAGCCUGUUCAUCAAGAAGAAGGAGCUCAGCAGCACCCACGAGAAGGCAAGAACCGGGAUCGAAGAGCAAGAGAGGGUGAGACAGGAACUAUUGCGCGAGAGAGAGGAGAAGCAAAGGAGUAGGAGGGCUACAUUAGAGAGGGAUAUCGAAAAAGCGACUCCAGCAACCGCGGCUUCAGCAGGAGCGGGAGCAGGACAGCAAGACUGAGAAAACAUACAAACCGCUGCACAAAAAUGGUUUGAAAAAGAUUGCAUGGGGCAUUGGACACCUUGGCCAUUUUGCUUUUGUAUCCUCGGGCUUUUGGACCCUUUAGCCGGGCAUAGCAGGCGGCGUUGUCUUUUGCAUGGAUACCUACGUACGCAGCUACCUGCAUACCAGCCUCCAUAUCAGGGGUACAUGGCGUGGCGUUUACUUGUCCGUGACUAGCGGAAUCGAUCGUAUAGCGUAAAGGAAAGGGCACGACACCAAACCCCUCCUCCACCAACUUUUUGGUUUUUCCCUCCCUUUUUUUCAGUCGACUCCUGAGACAAAAGUCAGAAAAGUCAAGGACCGGGUAGCGUCUUCCCGUCAUGACCUCUCUUUUGUACCGUACAAG
This is a messenger RNA of Cladophialophora immunda, 2956 nucleotides long. RefSeq lists its product as uncharacterized. Gene Ontology annotation, biological process: transmembrane transport. Gene Ontology annotation, molecular function: transmembrane transporter activity. The record is from RefSeq and is a predicted model, not a curated record. The transcript has a single exon. Lineage: Eukaryota; Fungi; Ascomycota; Eurotiomycetes; Chaetothyriales; Herpotrichiellaceae. The coding region runs from base 616 to 2568 and encodes 650 amino acids.